This is a messenger RNA of Culex pipiens pallens (northern house mosquito), 5457 nucleotides long. RefSeq lists its product as uncharacterized. NCBI's taxonomy places the organism in Eukaryota, Metazoa, Arthropoda, Insecta, Diptera, Culicidae. The record is from RefSeq and is a predicted model, not a curated record. Gene Ontology annotation, molecular function: zinc ion binding; nucleic acid binding. Gene Ontology annotation, biological process: DNA integration. The coding region runs from base 1 to 5457 and encodes 1818 amino acids. The transcript has a single exon.
AUGCCGAAAAGUUCCGCGGAAGCUCCUGCAACAUCACCUGGAAGCGCUGAGUUCGGAAAUUCAGCCACAUCCUCGACUCCUGUAGUGAAGAAGGAGAAGAAGAAGCGGAAGUUGCAGGAGAAGAUCAAGAUGGAGAUCGAGACGCUCGUCCACCGCCGAGGCCUGGCCAAAGGUAAGGUGACAAAGAUACUCAAAGCUAUUCGCCCCACGGAGACUGCGGAAGUUCGCCAGCUAAGCGAGCCGCAAGUUCAUGUCUACAUGAAAAAGUUGGAAACCGCUCAGAAGGAGUACAUGUCCAACCACGAAUCCAUCCUGGCCAUGGUCGACAUGGAGGGUCGUAAGCAGGCUGACAAGCAUUACGAAGAAUUUGACGACCUCCAUGACAAAGUGGCCCUCAUGCUCGAAGAGCAGUUGCUCGGGUUCAAUGCCACAAGGGCAAACGCAACCUUGAACGCAACUGCACCCCCACAAGCCCCUCAACCCCCUGUCAUUGUUCACCAGCCCUUGAGAAUGCCAAUCCCCUCGUUCGACGGCCGCUACGAGAGUUGGCCGAAGUUCAAGGUCCUGUUCAAGGAAGUGGUCGACAAGGCGCCCGAUCCGCCAGCAGUGAAGCUCUACCAUCUGGAACACGCGCUGGUGGGGGGUGCAGUUGGGUCGAUCGACGCGAAGACCAUCAGCGAGGGCAACUACGCCCAUGCCUGGGAAAUUCUAGAGGAAAAGUACGGCAACAAGCGUCAUGCGAUCGACAGACACAUCAACGGGCUGCUGAACCUGACGAAGAUGAACAAGGAGAACCACGUCGAGUUGAGAGGCCUGGUGGACGAGUGCACAAGGCACGUAGAGAGUCUGAAGUUCCUGGAACAGGAGUUCACGGGAAUAUCAGAGCUGAUUGUGGUCCAUCUGCUCGGCGCAGCGCUGGACAAGGACACUAGAAGACGCUGGGAGUCGGAGGUCAAGAAAGGUGAACUGCCCCAGUACGAUCAGAUGUUGGAGUUCCUGAAGGCCCAGUGCUUCGUCAUGGAGCGUUGCGAGGACCUGAAACCAAAGCAGCCAACGGUCCAGCCCAAGCCGGCCGUCAAGUCCAGCCAGAAGUCGUACGCCGUGUCCACGUCCGAGUCCGAGACCAGGUCGGAAGACAGGUGCGACAUCUGUGGCAAGGGCCACAAGAACCACGCCUGCCCGGAAUUCAAGGCACUUCCGUUGCAGCAAAGAUUGGUCAAGGUUCGGGAGCACAACCUGUGCUUCAACUGUCUAAAGAAGGGACACCCCAGCAAGAAGUGCACUUCACCGGGAACCUGCUCGAAGUGCAAACGACGUCACCACAGUCUGCUCCACUCCGAAGAACGCCCCAAGUCGGAACAGAAGGUGACACAAGCACCGCCGGAACAAGCCCCGGAGGUCAAGAAGCAAGAAGCAGCUCAGCUGACAACCGCGAGUUGCCACAACGAGACGCCAACCCAACAGGUGCUGCUUCUCACGGCAGUGGUGGACAUAAUGGAUCGAAACAACAAGGCCCACCCCUGCAGAGUUUUAUUGGACAGUGCGUCACAAGCUAACCUCAUCUCGAGGGCCAUGGUGGAGUCGCUGGGCUUGAAGCAGUUUCCGUCCAACGUCACCGUGGCAGGAAUCGACGGCACGAAAACCCACGCUUCAUCGGGCAGCGUGGUCCAACUUCGUUCGAGGUACUCCAGCUUCAGCGCGAACAUCAAGUGUUUGGUCACGGAGAGGGUCACGGCCGACCUUCCCACGUCCGCAGUGAACGUGCGCAGCUGGGAGCUGCCACCUGGAGUACAACUUGCGGACCCGUCUUUCCACCAGCCUGGGAAGGUGGAUCUGCUACUGGGCAAUCAACUGUUCUUGAAGUUGCUGAUGCCCGGAGAAGUGCAUUUGGCGGAACACCUGCCAAUGCUACGCGAGACUCAGUUCGGCUGGGUCGUUGGUGGCGUGUGCGAUGAAGAAGACGAAGCUGCAGCAGUGGUUCACUCGCACUCAGCCACACUGGAAGACUUGAACCGCACCGUUCAACGUUUUUGGGAGCUGGAAGAAUACGAAAGUGAUGUGAAAGUGUCAAGUGAAGAAAGUGAAUGUGAGCUGCACUUCACGGAAACACACCGUCGGGAUGCAACUGGGAGGUACGUGGUGGAGCUUCCGCUCAAAGAGUCGGUCGCCGAGCUCGGCGAUUCACGUACGAUGGCGCUGCGAAGAUUCUACGCUCUGGAGAGAAAGCUUGCACAACAGCCGGAGUUGAAGAAGCAGUACGUCGAGUUCAUGGAAGAGUACGAGAAGCUUGGACACUGCAAGGAGAUACAAGAAGGUGAAGAUCCAGCGGGACUCAAGAAGUGGUACCUGCCUCACCACGCCGUUCUUCGCCCGUCGAAUACUACCACCAAGUGCCGCGUGGUGUUCGACGCAUCCGCCAAAGUGAACGGCCUCUCUCUCAACGAUGUGAUGAAGGUAGGUGACCUAAACCAAAGCUCCCUUGUCUCGAUCGUUCUUCGCUUUCGCUUCCCCCGCUACGUGCUGACCACAGACGUGGCCAAGAUGUAUCGGCAAGUCCUUGUCGAUGAAAGGCACACGCCGCUGCAGCGCGUGUUUUGGAGAACCGAUCCAACGAAACCGCUUAGGGUGCUAGAGUUGACGACGGUCACCUACGGCACUGCAUCCGCACCAUUUCUGGCCACACGAGCGCUCCAGCAGCUGGCCAGAGACGAGAAGCAUCGAUUCCCACUAGCAGCCAAGAUCAUCGAGGAAGACUUCUACGUCGACAACGCGCUGUUCGGUUUCGACGACAUUUCACAAGCUUCCGAAGCGCAAUCGCAGCUGAUCCAACUGUGCAAGGCAGGCGGAUUUGAGUUGCACAAGUGGUCGUCGAACAGUCCGGAACUCUUGGAGGCCAUUCCGGAAGCCGAUCGGGAGGAGCUUGUCAGCGUUGGUGGAACUGGAACCAAGGAGGUGAUCAAGGCUCUGGGUCUGCUGUGGAACCCCGCGGCGGACGAACUACAAUUUGCGCCGCUGCCUUCCGAGCGAGGCGGGCGGCCAACGAAAUCGCAAGUGCUCUCGCGUGUCGCGAGCAUCUUCGACCCGGCCGGAAUCGCUGCGCCAGUGGUUCUCGUCGGCAAGUUAUUGAUGAAGCGUAUCUGGGAAAAGGAGAUUGGAUGGAAUCAGCAGAUACCUGAAGAGCUAGUGAAGGAGUGGGAGAACUUCCUGGAUGCAAUCCGGGACCUCGACAAGAUUCGAGUGCCGCGUAGGGUGGUGGCUACGAACGCCGCUGCUAACGAGCUGCACGGGUACGCCGACGCGUCGAAGCACGCGUACGGAGCUUGCGUGUACGUGAAAUCGAUCAUCCCAGGGAGCCCCGCGGAACUGAACCUGCUGUGCGCCAAAUCGAAAUUGGUUCCAAAGACGGUGAAAACGAUCCCACGGAGUGAGCUGCUGGCCGCACGCUUGCUGCACCGGUUGGUCAAGAACGUCCUGGAGGCGGUGGACUUCGUCUUCAGGAAAAUUGUGCUGUGGUCUGACAGCCAGGUCGUGCUUGCUUGGCUAAAAAAGAAACCUGAUCAACUGGAGGUGUUUGUGAAAAAUCGGGUUGCUGAGAUUGUCGCUACCGGCGGUAUUUUCGAGUGGAAGUAUGUGCGCACUGCAGACAACCCUGCAGAUAUCGUUUCACGCGGUAUGUCUGCAACCAAGCUAGCAACCAACGAGAAAUGGAAGAAGUGCGCAGAGUACCAGCGAAGUGAGAUCUGCGAAAUGGAGGAACCAGAGCCGCUGCCAGAUGACGCCGUUCCAGAGCUUCGUCGUGCUGUGGUCGUAAGCGCGGCCAUCCAGUACGAAACAUUUCAACCAACGUUCGAGAGGAUCGAAUCGUUUCGAGAGCUGCAGCGCAUCUUCGCCUACGUCGUGCGGUUCUGCCGCAACUGUAAGGAGAAGGUCAAGGAAAGGCGGAUCGUGUCAAGGUACCCUACGAUCCCAGAGAUGCGCGAGUCGCAGAAGGCGAUUUUGCGAGCGGUGCAACACCUGGAGUUCGCCGCCGAAAUAGCCAGCCUCGAGAAAGGUGAGUCCUCCAAGAAACUAAAUUGUUUGAACCCAUUUCUGGACGAUGGGUUGUUGCGUGUGGGCGGUCGCCUGCGCCAUUCGCGGCUGCCGUACGCAACCAAGCACCAGUGGAUACUGCCGCAGCACAACAAGGUGGUGCAGAACCUGGUCAGAUGCAUUCACAAGGAGAACUUGCAUGCUGGCCCGCUGGCAUUGCUGGCGGCAGUUCGCCGGCAAUUCUGGAUACCCAACGCUCGUUCGGUGGUACGCAAGAUCACACGGAGCUGCGUGCAGUGUUUCAAGGUCAGUCCCACGACAGCCAAGCAGUUUAUGGGAGACCUGCCAACGAGUCGCUGCGACAGAGCUCCAGCGUUUCAGAAGGUUGGCCUGGACUUCGCGGGCCCGUUCCUCAUCAAGCAAGCUGGACGGAAGGCGGCCCCGGUCAAGGGUUACGUGUGCGUGUUCGUGUGCAUGGUAACGAAGGGAAUCCACCUGGAGGCGGUCGAGAGCCUGUCGACUGAAGCAUUCAUCGCUGCGCUGCUACGGUUCGUGUCCCGCCGUGGUCUACCCGAGGAGCUUUUUUCUGAUAACGGGACGAACUUCGUCGGCGCCAAGCACGAGUUACACGACCUGUACAAGCUGUUCCAGGAUCAGCUGACGGAGAGAAAGAUUUUUGAGUUUUGCCAGCCGCGCGAGAUUCAAUGGAGUAUGAUCCCCCCUGGCGCACCGCACAUGGGAGGAAUUUGGGAAGCAGGAGUCAAGAGCACCAAGACGAUCCUGAAGAAGGUAUGCAACACUGCGUUACUCACGAUGACGGAAUUUGCUACCCUGCUCUGCCAGAUUGAGGCGCAACUCAAUUCGCGGCCUCUGUACGCGCAGUCCGAGGACCCAUCGGACCCCGAACCGCUAACGCCGGGACAUUUUUUGAUUGACCGUCCGCUGACGGCAAUACCAGAGCCAACCUACGAGGAGAUUCCUACAAAUCGACUGUCCCGCUGGCAGUACGUCCAGGUGCUCCGUGACAACUUUUGGAAGCGCUGGUCACGGGAGUAUCUGGUGGAACUUCAAGCUCGGGGAAAAUGGACCAGAAAGAUGGUCAACGUGCGCAAGGGCAUGGUUGUCAUGAUCAAGGAGGACAACUUGCCACCCCAAUCGUGGAGACUCGGAGUGGUUACCGAAACUUACCCGGGUCCGGACAAGAUGGUUCGAGUCGUCGACUUGCGAACACGUUCCGGAAUAUUGAAGCGGCCGAUCCACAAGCUGGCACCGCUGCCAAUUCUGGACAACGCCGAGACUACAGCCGCUUCCGGUGGGGAGGAUGUUCGGGCCGAAAGCUGUCAGCCCGAAGAAAUGUUUACAACUGAGCAGUGUCCAACCCCACGGCUACUGCGAUCGACGACAAAGCUGGCAACCGCGCGCCGUUGA